CGAUACAAACAGUGAUGGAAAACAUAUGAGCAGUAACAAGUUUUAAUCUCGCUUCUCAGUACUAACAUGGGCUAAUCUGUGGAAGCAGCUUAUUCCAGUGUCACCCAGGGUGCAGCCACACCAGGCUCUGCAGAAGGGUGUUUUUCUUUUAAAUGUAAUACCUUCUCAUAUUUUCUUCUUAAAUAGUAGCUGAGAACAUUUACGUUAUAGAUAAGUAGUACAUGGUGGAAAAUUCUACUUUCAAGAGAACUUACUCUCUUCUUACAAGAGUAAAUGGUGCUAGCCCUCAAGAAAUUUUGGCUCCAGACUAUUUUGAAGUUCUAGAUUGGUCCCCUACACAGGACAACAUGAAGGAGUAUGUGCUGCUAGUGUUCUUGACUUUGUGCUCUGCCAAACCCUUGCUUCACCCUUCGUACCUGACACUGAAGAAUAUGAUGCUGAAGGACAUGGAAGACGAAGGUGAUGGUGAUGCUGACAACUCUCUUUUUCCAACAAGAGAGCCAAUUAACCCCUUCUUCCCAUUCGAUCUGUUUCCAACAUGUCCGUUUGGAUGCCAAUGCUACUCGAGAGUUGUACACUGUUCUGAUCUAGGUUUGUCCUCUGUCCCAAGCAACAUUCCAUUUGAUACCCGAAUGGUUGACCUUCAAAACAAUAAAAUUAUGGAAAUCAAAGAAAAUGAUUUUAAAGGACUCAUCUCACUUUAUGCUUUGAUUCUGAACAACAACAAGCUAACAAAGAUUCACCCCAAAGCCUUUCUAACCACAAAGAAGUUGCGAAGGCUAUAUCUGUCCCACAAUCAACUAAGUGAAAUACCACUUAAUCUUCCCAAAUCGUUAGCAGAACUCAGAAUUCAUGACAAUAAAGUUAAGAAAAUACAAAAGGAGACAUUCAAAGGAAUGAAUUCUUUACAUGUGCUAGAACUACCUUCAACUUUACUGGAGCUACAUUUAGAUUAUAAUAAAAUUUCAACUGUGGAACUAGAGGAUUUUAAACGAUACAAAGAUCUGCAAAGGCUGGGUCUAGGAAACAACAGAAUCACAGAUAUCGAAAAUGGAAGUCUUGCUAACAUACCACGUGUGAGAGAAAUACACUUGGAAAACAAUAAACUGAAAAAAAUCCCUUCAGGAUUACAAGAGUUGAAGUACCUCCAGAUAAUCUUCCUUCAUUCUAAUUCAAUUACAAAAGUGGGAGUGAAUGACUUCUGCCCAACAGUGCCAAAGAUGAAGAAGUCUUUAUACAGUGCAAUAAGUUUAUUCAACAACCCAGUGAAGUAUUGGGAAGUACAACCUGCAACAUUUCGUUGUGUUUUGAGCAGAAUGAGUGUUCAGCUUGGGAACUUCAGAAAGUAAUAAUUAGUAAUUAGUGAUAUCCAUUUAAUGUAAAAUUCAAAAAUUGUUACAUUUGGAAUACUUGAACUCUAUUUAAAAUGGUGGUAUUAUGCACAUAAGCAAAAAAUCUAUUCCCAUGUGGUAAGUCCACUGACUUACUGUACGACAAAAAAUUUCAACAGAAUUUUGCAAAAACUAUUGAUACAUCAGGAAUAAAGGAAAUAAGUAUCUGUUGCAGUUUCCUUUUACAUAUAAAUGAUUUUGCAUAAAUCUCAUGCUUGAAUGUUCUUUCUCAGUAACAAAAAAUAAGACAUUCAGUAUUUAACACUUUGUUAUCAAGUGCAUUUAAAAAAGAACUGUACUGUAAAUGGAAUGCUUGACUUAACAAACUUUGUGCUCUUUCAUCUGCUAUUAGAAAAAGAAAAUUGACAAGUACGGUUAUAUAGAGUAUGUUAUAUUAUUCUUAUUCUGUCUUUAAAAACUUGGGUAUUACUGUAAUAUUUCUAAUAAUGUUUAAGUAUGGUUUGAUAUAAUCUUAUUCAAAUUCUCAUGCCUUAGAGCCUUACUGUCUUUAUGUUUAAAACUCCUUAUAAUAAAGCCUUCAGUGAGUGUUUAUUACCAACUCAACAGAUGCUAUUCAUAACAGCUUUUUUCAAGCUGUAGCACAUGCUUUUCUUUUUAACUAUUAUUACCUGAUUAUAAAACCUCUAUAGAAAUGCAUAGUGAGUGUUUAUAUAAAAUCUCACACUUUUUAUUAUCACAGUUAUUAUAAGCUUUUAACAGUGUAUCAAUUGUUAGGUUAUAUAACACUGUCACCUCAAUGCUGAGGAAUAUUUUUGAGAUGUCCCUUUGUAAGACCUUCGUUGGAAGAGACUGGAUACUAUCAACUCUACACCAAACUGUCUCCUUAAAUAUGCACAAACUGGAUAACUCUGAAAAACACACCUGGUAUAACUGAAUAGGCAGAGCAUUAAAUAGAAUGCACAGCUCUGUAUAAAAAUUAAGAGGACUUACAUAUAUUUUUGUUGGUGUUCAACAUAAGUAAAACUAGAAAAUAAGGAAACAUUAAAAUACUGGUUUGAAAUAAAAUAUUUUGCUUUGGUUUAAUUUUUCUUCUCCCAUUCAGGAACAUAAACUAUUUUUUAUAAAACUCUUAUAUUUUUACUAAAACAUUUUUAGUAAAGUGUUAAUGCUUAUUCUUAAUAAUAGUACCGAAAUAUCCCAAAUUAUACCUGUGCCAUGAAAGAUAAUCACCUUUAUGGUAAACCACCUCAAAAACUAGACUUUAAAUAAUUUUGGGGAGAGCAGUACCUUACAGAUAUGUAAAAUGGGGUGGAGGGUCUGGAUAUCCAGGUCAAGAAUGGGUAAAUAGGUCUUCUUCUUCAUAGUGAGGUUCCCCAACUCUGGCACUGCUGACACUCUAGGCUGGAUCAUUCUCUGUGGGGAGUGCUAUCCUGUCCUUUGCAGAAUGUCUGGCAGCUCCCUGGUCUCUACUCACUAGAUGCCAGCAGCACUUGCACGCCGGCCCCACAGUGUGACAAUCAACAAUUUCUCCCCAAAACACCAAUGUCCCGGGGGAAGGGGUGGAGCCAAAUUGCAGCUGGUUGAGAACUACUGCUUUAUAGAAAAUUUACUUAAUUUCUAAAUUCUGACACAAAUUUGGAAACCUGAAACAAAAUAGUUAGUAUUUUUGUUUGGUAAAACUGUAGGGGCAAGACUAAAGUGUGAUUAAAAUAAUAGCACCAGUAGUGAUGUAACAGAAAGAGCCCAGGGAUACAGAGCUCUGAGUUGGAAAAACAUACACAGAAGUCCAGUUCCACUUAUAGUCUUGGGCAAAUCACAAUCUCUUUGAACCUGUCUUCUCAUCUAUAAAGGGUAGGGAUGAGAAUACUGAUCAAAUAAGUUGCUAUAAGAACUGAAUAAUAAAAGUAUAUGUGAAAAUGCUUUGUAAACCAUAAAGAUUCAUGAAACAUGCAUAACUGUUACACUGGACAAUAAUUUACUGCAAGAAAAAUUAAAGAUUAAGAAGUCCUUUAAAAACAGAAGAAUACCUAACAAUGAUAAUCAUCCUAAAAUUAAAAUGUUCUAAAGUUUUAAUAGUUUUAAUAAAUAAAAUUCAUUUUUCUUUCUUUUUUUAAAUCCAUUUUCUACAAUAUAUCAUAAAAAUAAAAUUGUGACAUCAUGCCACUUAUAAGAACAUAAGUAGAAGUGAAAUGUUCACUGAAAUUGUAAGAAUCCAGUUCUUGAAAUUAAAUUAAAUUCAUAAGGUUAGUGCUAAGGUUAGAAUCAUCUAAACAAAUAGAUUAGUCUAUGAUCUGAAUAGAGAAGCUUAAAGUAGCUAAAUUAACCUUUUCUAAAAAGAAAAGACAGCAAAAUUUUUAAAAUACUGGAAAUGAUUCCUGAAAUCACUGCAAUUAAUUUCCUGUAUUUAAUGUUUGUGUUUUUCAUCCCACAGC
Balaenoptera acutorostrata (minke whale) is the source of this 3784-nucleotide messenger RNA. RefSeq names its product asporin (gene ASPN). The record is from RefSeq and is a predicted model, not a curated record. The transcript is spliced from 8 exons. Lineage: Eukaryota; Metazoa; Chordata; Mammalia; Artiodactyla; Balaenopteridae. Bases 222 to 1349 code for a protein of 375 amino acids. Gene Ontology annotation, molecular function: protein binding.